Strongyloides ratti is the source of this 315-nucleotide messenger RNA. Its product is annotated as Histone-lysine N-methyltransferase SETMAR. The record is from RefSeq and is a predicted model, not a curated record. The coding region runs from base 1 to 315 and encodes 104 amino acids. Gene Ontology annotation, molecular function: nucleic acid binding. Lineage: Eukaryota; Metazoa; Nematoda; Chromadorea; Rhabditida; Strongyloididae. The transcript has a single exon.
AUGUUACGUCUUGAAACCUAUUCUUCUCUUCUUUUGAGGAACAAGAUAGAAUCAUUUCUGGAUAGAAUCGUGAUUUGUGAUGAAAAAUGGAUUCUUUACUACAACAGAAAACGAACUGGUCAGUGGUUGGACAAAAAUGAAGACCCAAAACAGUUUCCAAAACCACAGUUAACGGUAAAAAAAUUAUUGGUUACUGUUUGGUGGUCUUCUAAGAAACUUCUUUAUUACGAAUUUAUGAAACCUGGUGAAUCUAUCAAUUUUGAAGUCUGCUGUCAAUUAUUGGAUAAAAUUCAUCAAAAAUUGUCCCAAAAAUGA